Physella acuta is the source of this 2686-nucleotide messenger RNA. RefSeq lists its product as uncharacterized. NCBI's taxonomy places the organism in Eukaryota, Metazoa, Mollusca, Gastropoda, Physidae. The record is from RefSeq and is a predicted model, not a curated record.
GAGCUAUAAAAAGCAAAAUUUACUUCGUAAAGAAAAUGUUUUUAGACUCCAAACAAGUUCUCAGUGUAACUGUUCUUCAGUUCUUCAUCCUCUACGUCAUCAAAGACUCUUCUCUGGCCUCCAUGUCUCCAGAGGUACCACAGUCCCACGCCCAUCCAAAUGAGACUCUUUCACGGACACUAGGGAGUGGGAAAAGAGAAAGCAGUGGCUCAUGCGACGGAUGGAGAGCCUUUUCCUCUUGGGGCAAAAGGUCAAUAGACUCUCAAAUGGAUAGGUCAAAAGACUCAGACGUUGAAAAAAAGUUGAAAGAAAUGCCCGGAUGGGGCAAAAGGUCAAAAGACUCAGACGAUGAAAAAAAAGUUGAAAGAAAUGCCCGGAUGGGGCAAAAGGUCAAAAGACUCAGACGAUGAAAAAAAGUUGAAAGAAAUGCCCGGAUGGGGCAAAAGGUCAAAAGACUCAGACGAUGAAAAAAAGUUGAAAGAAAUGCCCGGAUGGGGCAAAAGGUCAAAAGACUCAGACGAUGAAAAAAAGUUGAAAGAAAUGCCCGGAUGGGGCAAAAGGUCAAAAGACUCAGACGAUGAAAAGAAGUUGAAAGAAAUGCCCGGAUGGGGCAAAAGGUCAAAAGACUCAGACGAUGGAAAUAAGUUGAAAGAAAUGCCCGGAUGGGGCAAAAGGUCAAAAGACUCGGACGAUGAAAAAAAGUUGAAUGAAAUGCCCGGAUGGGGCAAAAGGUCAAAAGACUCAGACGAUGAAAAAAAGUUGAAAGAAAUGCCCGGAUGGGGCAAAAGGUCAAAAGACUCAGACGAUGAAAAAAAGUUGAAAGAAAUGCCCGGAUGGGGCAAAAGGUCAAAAGACUCAGACGAUGAAAAAAAGUUGAAAGAAAUGCCCGGAUGGGGCAAAAGGUCAAAAGACUCAGACGAUGAAAAAAAGUUGAAUGAAAUGCCCGGAUGGGGCAAAAGGUCAAAAGACUCAGACGAUGAAAAAAAGUUGAAAGAAAUGCCCGGAUGGGGCAAAAGGUCAAAAGACUCAGACGAUGAAAAAAAGUUGAAAGAAAUGCCCGGAUGGGGCAAAAGGUCAAAAGACUCAGACGAUGAAAAAAAGUUGAAAGAAAUGCCCGGAUGGGGCAAAAGGUCAAAAGACUCAGACGAUGAAAAAAAAUUGAAAGAAAUGCCCGGAUGGGGCAAAAGGUCAAAAGACUCAGACGAUGAAAAAAAGUUGAAAGAAAUGCCCGGAUGGGGCAAAAGGUCAAAAGACUCAGACGAUGAAAAAAAGUUGAAAGAAAUGCCCGGAUGGGGCGAAAGGUCAAAAGACUCAGACGUUGAAAAAAAGUUGAAAGAAAUGUCCGGAUGGGGCAAACGUGAGAAAGAAGACCUCGAAAAAAGAUGGAGGGAAACGGCCCCAUGGGGAAAAAGGAACAACUCAAGCGCGUUUUCGAAAAACUACCAGCAUUUAAUAGACAAGUGGGAGAAGAGGCCAAGCAGGGAUACAAGCUUUAGCAGCUGGGGAAAGCGAUCAGAAACAGACGACCAGUUCGAUGUUGAGGAAUACCUGCUUUAAACAAAGUUAAACACAGCUCCUGAAGAAAUGAUGACGUAAUAUGGACGCUGCCCGAGGGUGAUCCUGUCAGGAACCACCCCUCACAGCUGCCACGGCGGUGAUACCAGCCCACUAAACUGCAAUAGCUACAACAUAUUUUAACACAACUCGAUUGGAAGUUUUAGUUUUAUUUUAUUUUUGUUACUUACCUCCCUUGUGUUUUUGCGAAUGGCGUGAAAAAAAGUGUAUACUAUAUUCGUUGGAUUAAUUAAUUCUGUUGUGAUUUUGAUACAAGUGUGCCAAAAUUGUUAAGUUAUUUUGUGUGUGUGUGUGUAAACUUGCCCGGCCUGCACACCAACUGAAAUUCUGCGUUUAUUUAAGAUUGUUCAAAAUGUUGAACUUAAUAUAACCACUUACAUUCGUUAAAUGUUUUCUUAAUUAACUCUCGUAUAAAAAUUUAAUAACAUUUCACCUUGCUCAGAUUUCGAUACAUAUUUUGAUUUUAUUUUUCAAAAUUUGAAAUUAAUGAAAGAAUGACAAAAAAAUUUUUUUUUUACACGCCACUCGCAAUGGACGAAACUAAAAUAGAAUUCAAAGUUUGUCGGUAAUUAACAUGCAGUCUAGUCGAGGAACGUGAUCGUGAUUCUGCAUUUGAUUUCUUUGAUUUCCUUGCGUAAUAUGGUGGUAACGCCACCUAUCUCCAGUCGCAUGGACCCAAUUGUCCACCUUAUAAGGAUCGCAAAUAACAUUGUCUCUUCCACCUUGUUGCAUGUGGGCGAUAAUGCCGGCAGCUUUUGACUUUGUUCUUUGAUGAUUAUCUCACCCCUUUGACAUAUAAGGAGCUAUGAAAGACAGCAGUGACAGCAUGUCACAAUAUUUAGGUGUUUAUCCUUUGUGUUUAAGACACUUCCGUAAUCUCCAGUCGCUUGACCCGAUGGUUCACCUUAUAAGAAUAGCAACUAGCACCGUCUCUUCUCUUCAUGCCUUAUUUCGAUUGUUGUCAAGAUAGAACACAUAUUUUGCGAUACUAUUAUUUUUUAUGCUUGUCGGCCUUAUGGUUUGUCGGCCUUAUGUCCUGUCGGCCUUUUGGCUGUCGACUUUAUGUCCUGACGGCCUUAUGUCCUGUCGGCUUUUUGGCUGUCGGCCUUUU